UCGCCUCUCCUCCGCUGGGCGGUGAUCUCACCGCCCCCCCAGAUCUCGUCUUCCCGUUCCCCCCCUCCUGCCCGAUUCAAAAUUUUCGAGACCUCCGCCACCGUCUCCACGCCACGGCAACUAGCCGUUCCUCUCCACCUCCAUGCCCAAACCCUAGGCGGCCACGCAGCGACCUCCGCGAGAGCCGGGCCGGCCAGCCAUGGAGCACCUGUUCAUGCAGGCCUUCGAGCGCGGGGAAUGGCUGGCCGCUCAGUUGCAGCAGCAGGUCGACUCCUACUCCCAGACCCUCGCCUGCAGCCUCCUCGCCGCCGGCCACAGGCCCCCGGAAUGGCUCCUCCCCUCCGCCACCCUGCCCCAAGAGCUGAAUGGCAAACCGAUUUUUCUCACUGGAAGACACAUUACAACACCAGCAGUCAAUAGGAGUGUCUUCCUGCCUCAAGCUGUUCCUAGCACUUUGUCCAGAAAUUCGGAGGUUCCAAAUGGGUGUGCUUACCCAGACACCAAUUGUACUAGCCAACAUGAAGAGGAGCAGCAAGAUCAGACUUCACUUAACCAGGACAUUUCUGAGACUUGUACUGCUGCCAAAAUGUUUUCAAGGAUUCAGCGUUCCAGGUCAAGGCAAAGGCAUAUUAAAGAUCGCCUACAUGGAAAGGAUCAGGCUGCAAAGAGUGGAAGCCAUGAUGGUAUGCAUAAGUCUAACCUUGGAACUUUGGGGUCAAAUGGAGCUAGUGCAUCAUCAUCAUCCAUACCAUGUGAUGAUGUUGCCGACAAUGCUGAAACAACAUCAUCAGUUCCAGGUCAGGGUAGUGGUUUUUGUGCUAUUCAGGGGAAGCCAAUUGACUUCUUGAAGUGUGUAGACAAUCUCGAAAAUCAAGGAGUUCAAUCAGAUGGUUUCCCGCAACAGAUUGUAGAGAGCAAAGUUGUCUCUUCCGAUAGCGACAUCAGGGUCAGUAACAAAUCUUCUGUUAGAGAUUCAUUGAGUGUGCCACUUCCAGAUCUCUCUAAGCCAAGCGUUGCAGAUAGUGUGUGCGACCGAAUUCCUGAAACUCACAUGUUGGUUGAGCCAAAGAAACUUCAAUUUGAUGGCAUUGAAUCAGUUUGUAUGAAUCCUACCAGUGAACAAAUGGGCCAGCAACAGGAUUCUGAUGCUAAAAGUGAGCAUCUUGAUAUUGCUGGUAGAAUUCCUUCAAGUGAAGAUGCAUCUUCUACCAGUUCUCAGGGACCUCAUUCUAUGGGUAGGUUAUUCCUUGAUCAGGUUAGGCUGGGAGAUUUGAACCCUGACGGUGCACCAGUGGAGCAGCAUCUCAAAUAUGCCUUAGAAUGUGUCCAUCCUGAUCUAACUGGUGUGCAUUCUCCAACCAAGAAACCAUCUCUGACGUGCCCUGCUGAAGGACCGGAUUCUAUUGAUCAACCAUUGCUUCAGGAGGAUACCGAGCAUGUCCCUGAAACCAAUUCUUUGGGAAGAGCAUGUCCCAGGGUCAGCCGACCACUUGAAAUUGAUACAUCAAAUAGUGAUAAAACCAAUUGUUCUCAAAGGCCUUGUUCUGUGGUCAACCCUCUGCUUGAAAAUGAUAUAUUGCAGGUUAUUGAGGAUACUGAAAAACUGCAGAGUUCCAAUUGUCAUGUAUCAUCUCCAUACAGUGGACCUUUGCAGCUACCUACCCAGCUAGCUGACUCAAGGUUUGGGGCUCAAGCAUCAUCAGGAACAUCACCAAGCAGUCUUUUAGGGGAGGAUGGGCAUGAACAUCUUUCAGAUUUGCCAAUAAAUAACAGUAGAUCUUUGCAGCUACCUACCCAGCUAGCUGACUCAAGGUUUGGGGCUCAUGCAUCAUCAGGAACAUCACCAAACAGUCUUUUAGGGGAGGAUGGGCAUGAACAUCUUUCAAAUUUGCCGAUAAAUGACAGAAACAACCGAUGCUCCCAAGGGAGAUCUGCUUUAAGCCUAGAGCUGCUUCCACCUCAAAAUUUUACUUCCAAUGAUGUUUGUCAAUCAAGCCUCUUGCCUUAUAGAACGCAAAGCAAUGACAAACAUUCCAAUGGUUGUACUGCUGUGAGUAACUUUAAGUCUGCAGAUAAUGAGUUAUCUCAGAAACCAUAUUUAUCGGUCAGAUCAUCUUUGGAACUUAAUGGGAGUAUUCCAGAUGCAGAAACUCCAUUAGGCCAUCCUCCUCUGGACAUGGAAAAUGAGAUGCUCAAAGCAAACUCAGUAUCUAACUUGGUCAGCUGUUAUUCAGGAAAGUUGGGUGAUGAUGCUCAUAUCAGCAGAGCGUAUGGUGGUUCUGCUGAUAACGGAAAGCACGAGUCUGUGGUUCUGAAAGUUAUGCCCAGUAAUUCAUCUCAAAGAACCGGAGAGAUGCAUGGAACAGAAAGGAACAGUGUGGUUUUGUUGGAAAAAUGCAAUGAAAGCCUGCAUCAAGGAAAAGAACAAGAGACCCCUCAUGCUGAGGAUGAUUUGCAGAUGAAUGCUAAUUCAUGCACAGCCGAGAAUAUUGAGAAAAGGAAGUCUGCAAGUACUUCAGAAUCACGUGAGAAGAGCAAUAACCACCAGGAGGACACAAGAACUGCUCAGAAGAAGUCAGUUGCAGAUGAUGUUCAGAUAAAUGGGGGUACACCAUCCAAGAGAAAACGAAUAAAACGCCAGGACAUUGCGCUUCCCAGUUCUUAUGACACAAAGCCAUCUUCUUCGAACCACCAAGAUGCCAUUGGCACUCAUAUGGUAACUGCAGAAAAUUUCUCGGGGAAAUCACAACCUUCAGGUCGUUACUUCUUAAGGAGUUCAGGAUUCAGUGAGUUCAUGUCUCUCAAGUCUGAGACAAAGAAUGAUAUAAUGAACUGCAAGAUGUCAGUUGCAAGUGAUGUUCAACAAAAUAGGAAUUCUUCUCCCAAAUUAAGAAAUAAGUCCAGCCUAUCUGAGGUUGCCCUCUGUAACUCUUCUAGUGCGAAGGCUUUAUCACCUCAUGUUGGUUGUGGUAUCAGGAGCAAGAUUGCAGUUGAAGAAAUGGACCUCCAAAAUUAUCAAGUACAGUUACAAAAUAUUUUGGAUGUUGCAACUUCUCCUUUGCCUAGCAGCUGUAUUAUGUCGCUUGAUAACAUGGAACACUGCAUACGAGAGGAAAAUCCUUACUUACAAGGUGAGGGCCUAAGUGUUUCUAAUUCCAGUGUAGAGCAUAAGCAAAUGGCUCUUCGGAUGGAUGAAAUAUUGUCUCAGAGUGUGAUAAUAAAUCCAGAAAAUUAUUCCAGGACUGAUUCAACAAAUAUAUUUCCGGGUUGUGCAUCGGAACAACAUGGUAAACAGGCAUCUGCUCCAAUUGCAUUGUUUCAUGAGAAAUUAAGUUAUGGCUCUGGCAUAGAAGUUGAUAGGAAACUUAGAAGUGAAGACCUAACUGGAUGUUUGCUGUCUGCUUCCACUAUACCAAGACAAAAGGAUAAUGAAGCUUUGGACUGUAAUGAUACAAUGCCACAAUUCGAGUGCUUUGAUUUUUCUGUUCCAGACAGUCCAACUACCAAAGAAAGGCCAUUUGAUUCCCUUUGUGAUACCAGAGAAUUUGCUACUUUUAGUUCUGAUAUCUCCGAGAAGUAUAAGACGAAUACUCUGAGUGGCAUGCGUCAGCUAUUGGCAACUAUGUCAGGGAAAGCUGCAAACUGUUCAUUCGAUGAUGAUGAGAGACAACACAAUGAUAGUGUCGAUGGAAGAAUAACAGACAUAUUUGGCUCAUGUGGAUUGGGACACAAUGGUUCAUUUUUUACUUCUGAUGUUGUAGCCUCAUAUUCUUCAAAUGCUAGAGACAAACAGGAGAGUAGUGAAAAUCCAUUGACCCCUGCAGUUGAAAAGUAUAGUCUGGGGAAACUUUCAGGAACAAGUGGAUCUGUUUCUGAGCAUAUGGGUUCAAUUCCUGAGCUUUCGUGCUUCCGAAUUGAUGAAGACAGUGACAUUGCAGAAGAAAAUGAGUACCAAGACAUAUUACCUGGAUCUGUAGGUACCCAGAGGCAAUCUGGCAGAAAAGUACUUCAGGAUAUCACUAGAUUAUGUCAAAACACUGGGAAUUCUGCUUCUUGUUCCAUAGGUAUCAUGGAUACAAGUGACACAAACUUCACCACAGAAACUUGCAGCAGUGAACUCAAUCAUCAACCAGGUCUCAGGAAUGAUGGUGAUAACAAGAAAGCUAAAGAAAGUUAUGCUUCUUUAGUAAAGAAAGGAGGGAAAAUGUCUCGUUCUUUCCGUGACAGAUUAAGCAAGACAGAAGCAAGGCACAUGAGUGAAGCAAAUACUGGCAAACGCUCUAAGCCUAGCAAUAUUGUUGCUAAUGUGGCAUCUUUUAUACCUCUUGUAAAACAAAAGGUGCAACCUGCAGCAGCAUGUGUGAAAAAAGAUGUUAGGGUGAAGGCACUUGAGGCAGCGGAAGCUGCAAAACGUCUUGAAGAAAAGAAACGAAAUGAGCGUGAAAUGCGCAAAGCAGCCACAAAACUAGAGCGUGAGAAACUGAAGCAAGAGAAAGAAUUAAAGCAAAAACAUGAAGAGGAACAGAAAAAGAAAAGAGAUGUUGAUGUAGCAACUAGAAAGAGGCAGAGGGAUGAGGAGGAAAGGAGGGAAAAGGAGAGAAAAAGGAAAUGCAUUGAGGAAGCUCGAAAACAACAGAAGCAGCCUAUGGAAAAAAGGCACGCCAACAGUGAGAAAGAUGCUCAUCCAAAAGCUUCUGAUAACAAGGAGUUGCAGAAGAAUUUGGCUGAAUCAGUGAAAGGCCAAGUUAAACCUGAUGAUAUGGCAAGUCUUGGAGAUAAGGCCACAAAAGGUAACAAUGAAAAGGUUGUGGUGGCUGAUGAGAGGCCUGGAAGUUUUGGAUCUCAAUCUCAGGAAAAUAUCCCAAAGAGUCUUGAAGAGCCUUAUUUGAUGACUCCAUAUAAAGAUUCUGAUGAUGAGGAUGAUGAUUUUGAACUAAAAGAAGAAUCAAGACGGAGAAGGAAAUUGAUUCCGUCAUGGGCUCGGGGGGAGAAAUUGGAAAAAAUCUUACUAUCCAAUUACGCUUUGGACCAUAGAGAAAUCUUUGCACGAAAAUGCUCCUCUAACCUAUCUGAAAUUUGUCCAGUCCACAUUCCGCAACGUAGUUUCAGAUGAGUUUUUUUUUUCAAAAGAAGGGGUCCCAGAUGAGUUCCCAUUUGACGAACUGUUGGUUAUAUGCUGCCAUCUUUCUUCAGCAUCACCAUUUGGCUUCACUUCUGUCAGUAGCAUGUCUAUAAGCUGAUCACACCAUUCUCUCGUUUCAACUAUGUAGAAGAACAUUCUUGUAUUAUCAGGCAAUUGCGGCAACGAUCGUUGUUGUGCAUAGUUUUGAUUUGUUCGCAAAGACUUUGCUUCGGUUGCAUUAUUCUUUGUGCAAGCUAGGAGAUGAACUGCUCGUUGAUAAGAGUAGCAUUCCUGUCUAAUGGCACUGUGCUCAAAGGAGCAGCAUGGUAGCAGCAAAAGCUGCUUGUGUACAUUAUGUCCAGACUCUAGCAUGUAAUUCCAAGAAGUGAUUUUAGGCAUCAAAAGAAAAAUAUCUCUGCUUUUUA
Messenger RNA from Setaria italica (foxtail millet), 5547 nucleotides. RefSeq lists its product as uncharacterized. The transcript has 9 exons. The record is from RefSeq and is a predicted model, not a curated record. NCBI's taxonomy places the organism in Eukaryota, Viridiplantae, Streptophyta, Magnoliopsida, Poales, Poaceae. Bases 200 to 5113 code for a protein of 1637 amino acids.